This is a messenger RNA of Microthlaspi erraticum, 1041 nucleotides long. NCBI's taxonomy places the organism in Eukaryota, Viridiplantae, Streptophyta, Magnoliopsida, Brassicales, Brassicaceae. The record is from the annotation of a GenBank genome assembly.
AUGUCUCGCCUCCCUCCUCCUUGUCUCUCCGUAAACCUCCCCAUCAUGGAGAAACACCUUUCUUCCGAGUUAACCCCGACCCGACUCGGUUUCCCGACCGAGUUCCCUUACGAGUUCGACUCUCCAGCUUUCUCCCCUGGUUUCACCUCCCCGGGAGACUCCACCGAGACGGAAGACGAGAGCAGCGACGACGAAGAAGACUUCCUCGCUAGUUUAACUCGCCGACUCGCUCCCUCGACUCAGCGUCUUCCUCCUCCUUCCUUCAACACCAAAACUGAGGAGAAACGUCAAGUCGCAGCAGCGACUUCGCCACAGUCGACACUGAGUGGACUCGGAAGCUUUUCAAACUCCGGAAGCAGAAGCCCAGACUUUCCACCGCCACAAACGCACACGACGUCAUUUCGUAAAGACAAUGCCUGGGAUGUGAUCUCUGCCGCAGCUGGAGAAGUAGCAAGACUCAAACUCGGAAGCUACGAGUCUCAUCUUCCCCGUCACAACGCAAACCCGAGUCCAAUUCUCCGCCGUCAAAACGCUGCGUUUCAAGCUGAACAGCACUAUCUUCAGCAGCAGCGUCUUCUUGACCAGAUGUGGCUCUGUUCUCAGCCAAGAAUCAAUUCUUCGGAAAAUCAUGUCCCCAAGAGAGUAGUGAACGAUGAAGUUACGUUUGAGAAUCUGAGAUACAUGAGGCACAAUGCUUUAUCCAACGCUUCUUGGACUCCGCAGCACCCUGUAGCUCCCCUGAAACGUCCUUCCGCCGGCACCGGAGUUUUCCUUCCCCGGAGAUACCCAGCAACCUCUUCCGAUUCCCUUAGAAAACCAGUGACAGUCAACACAACAGCUAUGUUGCAAUCAAAGGUCAAUCCUCCGCCAAAUCUCAACUUUGAUGAGUUUCCUAAUCUUGGGUCAAGGCGUACCAAGUUGGAUUACGAGUGCAUGUUAGCGAGAAGUUCACUACUGGCUCGUCAUGGAAAUUUCAGAGGAGUUGGUGGAAACGGUUGUUUGAAUCAAGAGAGACGUCUUCCACAUGAUUGGAUGUAUUAA